CACAUUACCAAGGCGGAGCAGACAUGUUUAGAGGACCCGUACACCUGGUCACAGAUUACCUGGCGUACGGGUUCAACUGUGGGACUGACAGGUAAGUGAGCCACCGUGUCACGUAAAAUGGCAGAAGGUGGCCCCAGUCUAGUAUCUCCCCCUGUGGACAGUACACCGCAUGGCUUGUUGGACUCACACCUCCUAGAUUGUCCAAUCUGUUUGGAGCAGCUGCGCAAACCGAAGUGUCUUCCCUGCCUCCAUUCUCUUUGUGAGGAUUGUUUGAGUAGCUACAUCGUAAAGGAGGUGUCGGGGACGAGUGAUACGGCGUCUUCCUUUACUUGUCCGGUAUGUAGGAAGUUAACUCACCCUCACGACAAUUCUGAGGACACAGAAAACUGGGCCAAGCAGUUCCCGAUUGACAGUCAUGCCGUAGAGAUGAUACAAAUUGCGAACCAGACAACUGAGCCAUAUCACUGUAAACCCUGCCAGAAAAAGGGAGACAGGACGCCCGCACAUUUCUGGUGUAAAGCGACAAAAUCUUUAUUCUGCAAGUCCUGUAAAGACGAUUGCCAUGACAUACUUCACACCGAAUGCGAUCCUGUCGACAUCAGUAAAUCAGGCAGGUUUCACCUAAAGCAUCAGGGAACAUCUGACAGAAGAUGUCAUCAGCACCACAAGAGGAAUCAUUACUACUGUGAGGAUCACAAAUCUCUCGGCUGCAGUAAGUGUAUGGUUGCUGAUCACAAGAGCUGUAAACACGUAUCUUCGAUCGAGGAUUUCUGCAAUAAAGUAGAAAGCACCUGUCGUCUGGAUAAAAUCAGAAAUGCUCUUCAACAGGGGGUGGAUGCUUUGAAACCACUGAUACAGGACUUCUAUUUACAGCUUCAAAGUAUUGCAGACGACAAAGAUAUGGCUUUCAAAGGCAUCGACGAUCUUCAGGAACAGAUCAAUAAAUGUAUUGCCGAGAUGAAGAGGGAAACCACAGAUGAGUUAGUCUCUGCGUACAAAAAGGAGCAAGAGCAGCUGAAGAAAUCAAGUCAGAAAUGUGAGCGGCUGAGAGUAGCUAUGCAGAAUACUCUGGAGUCGUCCGCGGCCGCGCAACAACAGAAAGAUCUCCCGAACACGGUCCUGCUGUACCAGAGAGGUCAGGCCGAGGUCGAGUCCUGUAAGAACUUGGUGGAUGAGCUAAUAAGAAAAUUUUCCACCACCAAGAUUGAUUUUGAAAUCCAUUCCAAUGUCUCAAACGUAACAGCAGUUUCGAGCCUUGGUAAAGUUGUUGUUCGGAAGAAGGACAGGAAUGUUCCAGGUGGCUUGGAUGUUUUCUACAAACCAUUGUUCGGACGUAAAAUGAAAGAAAUCAGAAAGACAUACAUUAAAUGUCCAUCGGAUACGAAAGAUUGUUGUAUACUUGGAGUUGUUAAUCUCCCUGAUGGCCAAAUGAUUGUUUCCGAUUUUAGCAACCGGAAACUAAAGUUAAUCAGUAGCGACGGAAAUGUCGUAAACGAAUUGAAAAUGAACGGAAAGCCCCGGGUUCUUUGUUUGGUGGAUAGCAUGACUGUUGCAGCGGCUACAGAAAAUCCCGAGGGUAUAUGUGCGGUGACAGUCGGGCCCUCCAGUCUUACACUGUUCACUGAAAUAAACACAGGGCAGCCAUGCUACGGUAUAGCGUACAGAGAUGGUGAAUUCGUCGUGAGUACAGGAUACGAAGUGUGCAGUAUGAGUAAGGACGGUACGACACACAUGUUACACGGAUAUGGUGAUAUGGUAUUGGGAAUGUCUUAUGAUUCCCAGCAUGGGCAACUGUUCAUCACACAUAACACAGACACUCCAGGCAGAACGGUCGUCAGAAGUUUGUCUGAUGACAACAACAACACUGACGUCUUGGAAGUCGGUGUCGUUAGGCAAGCGUUUGGAGUUGACGUUGAUGAACAAGGUAACGCCUAUGUCUGUGGUUACGGCUCCAACAACGUGGUACAGAUGUCCGGGGACGGGACAAACAUCCGAGAACUGUUAACGGAAGCGGACGGUAUCAACCAACCACGGGCAAUCUCCGUAUGUGGGGAUAAAAUUGUGGUGACUAAUGAUUCAUCAGAACAAAUGAACUUCAUCACAUUGUUCCAAUUAGCUUAACAUUAAGAUGAAAUUCAUAUUUAUUGUGCGAUACGGUAUGAAAACGUCCGGGAGGCUAGAGUGAAACAAUCAAUAUCCGAUUUUACGACUUCUGCUUCUUUUAUGUUUGUUACACUUUUACAAUGACUUUAAAACUGUCAACAAUGGGGUGUCCCGUCUGGUAAGGUAAUAGUACACGUGCGAACUGAAUUGUAUGGAUUUGAUCGCCGGUCAGAGUUCAACGAUGAUAUAACAAUUAUCAAAAACACAGCUGGACGUUAUCUGCAUCAAGUUUGUCUGUUAACCGUAUAUCUACCUGCGUGUCGGUUAAGGUCAUUUUAAAACGAGUUUGGCAGGCGGUUUGUCAAUUACUGUUAGAUAGGUAGAUGACCAUGAAACAUGGAUGAAGCAUGUCAACAUACUUUCAAUCAGGAAAAAUGUAAGUUUAACUACGAAAUCGUGUUUAUCCAAAGACCAUUCCUUUAUAUAUAUAAACCAUGAUACCUAUCGAACAACUGCGCGAUAAUUGUCACAGUUCUUCGCACGCUGUUAUUGCACAUUUUUAAUCGUGCGCACACCGCACAUCAUAUAACGUUGUGCGAUCCAACAACUGUAUAAAUUAUGUAUGCUGGAUGAUCCUCAUUCAAGUUUACCAGUGUGAGAGACUUGAGCUAUCCUAAACUAUUGUAAGUGUCGCGCAGCCUACUACAUUGUAGCUGAACUGAUUUCUGUUGUUUUGUACAUAUAAAAAGUGUAAAGAUUUGAUGGUAGAGGUAGCCGGAGUGCCCGGAGAAAUAAAACCCCUUGCGGCCAGUAUCUGGUGACUGACCAAUGUAGGCCUUGAAACCAAACGUUCUGCGACCCAGUGAUGGCAGGAGGGGGCUAGUGGUUCUAGACUGUCAGGUGUCUUUUAACUCUGUCACCGCGGCCCCUUGAACUGAGUACUUAGCUAACGGGCAACUAAUGUGACGAACAAAGUUUUCCAAUUUCCUGAGUCAUUGUUUGUUCAUUUCUUCGCAUGUGGAAAGCACUAAAAAUCCUUAAGAACUGUAAAAAAGUAAUAGUCUAAAAAAGAAGUUUAGUUGAAUGGAAAUUGUAACACUUUAAACCUGAUGUUGCUAAUAAUCGGUUGAUAUAUAUACAAAAUAGCAAUAAAUACCAAAUAACCUUUUCGAACAUAUACAUACAGUUACUGUUCUUCGAAGUUCAAAAACUGGUAAAUAACGAUGAACAGUAUGAGUAUCUCCCUUCUAUUAUUGAAUUCACAUUCAAUCAAAAUUUUCAAUAAAUGAACAUCACCAACUCCUACAUGUACCCCUCUGCUUGAUUUAAUUUGAAAAACAAACAUUUCUCAGACCAUCAGUACCUUACAUCCUGUCAUGUGUUAUUUUAAAUAUCUCGGACAGUGGCUACCCGAUAUCAAUUGCAAUUUCAAAUAAUCCUCUCUGAUUCUAGCUAACAUCAUGUCAUGUGUUAUUUGAAAUAUCUCAGACAGUGGCCAACCAUAUGUAAAUUGUAAUUUUAAAUAUUCCUCUCUGAUACUAGCUCACAACAUGUCAUGUGUUAAUUGAAGUAUCUCAGUCAGGCAUCAUCUACCACCCUGUGUAGUGCUAUUGAAGUAUCACGGGUUACUCACGGGGGGGCAGAUACUGACUAGGGAACAGAAUCACUACAUUGGGGAUAGAAUGAUAAUGGCUUCGAGCUCCACGUGGUGACCCAGAAUCAUUUGCCAACUAUAAAUCUCCUCUUCUAUCUUACAUCCUAUGUUCUUCAUCAUGUAAUCCAUCUGCACUCUCAAGUAGAUGUAUUCUCUUGUUGAAACUCCAAUAUUCUAUGUGAAUGAAAUCCUUCUUCAAGUUAAAAUUCUGCUAAGCCUAUGGUCGUCUGCCUGAACCAUGCCAUUUUUUUAAAAUAGUAAUCAAGGUAACAGAGAUGCUUUACUGAUCUUUAUCACAAUCCACCUCUGUAGGAUAGGGGAGAGAACUCCCAUAACGCAUAACCUAAAUUCUGUUCCCUAGUCAGUCUCUGCCCCCCGUGAGUAACAUUAUCUUCUUGUUUCCUCACAGUCAGGGUUCCGUAAGCAUCAUUCUUGCGAGACUGCCUCACUCAGUAUUGUUAAUAAGUGGGCAAAGGAAAUUGACAAAGGAAAUGUCAAUGGUGUUAUUUUUAUAGAUUUUAAAAAAGCCUUUGACAUGGUAGAUAAUGAGGUUUUAAUUCAAAAGUUCGCCAUAUAUCAAUGUGACAAAUUAUCUUUGAGCAGGUUUCAAUCUUAUCUCUCUCAUCGGUUUCAAAAAGUGACAGUUUCUUAUCAUAUUUCUAAAAGUAAUCAAAUUACUCAUGGUGUUCCACAGGGUUUCAUAAUAGGUCCCCUGAUGUUUCUUAUUUUUAUCAAUAAUUUAACUCUUGGGCUAAAAUCAGGUACAGAUAUGUAUGCUGAUGACUCGACUCUGAGUGCAUCUGUAAGUUCUAUUUCUAUUGUACAGGAUGAGUUACAAACUGAUCUGAGUAAAGUCCAAGACUGGUGUAAUAAGAAUAAAAUGAUUCUAAAUAGGAAUAAAACGAAAUGUAUGGUUAUUGCUACAAAACAGAAACUUAACAGAAUAGAUCAUGCUCUAAGCCUAACAUUAGAUCAGGAAUGUAUUGAACAAGUAAAGAGUGAAAAACUUCUUGGUGUAAAAAUUGACAACAGUUUAUCUUGGUCAGAUCACAUAGCAUCUGUUGUUUCAAAGAUUAACAGUGGUUUUGGUUUACUUCGACGCAUCCGUCAAUAUUUACCACUUUCAGCUAGACUUAAAAAUGUUCAUGCAUGGUUUUUUCCCCACUUCAUGUACAGUAGCACAGUAUGGAGCGGAUGCUCUUUAAAAUCUUCUACAAAAGCUGUCAAAAGCGUAGAAACAAGCUGCAAGAUAACUGUUGGAUGCUCCAUUUGAUACACCAUCAGUAGAAAUGUUUUCUUCAUUAGGGUGGUUACCAAUUGGCGAACAUUUGAAAUUCAUAAGAGGUGUUAUGGUGUACAAAUGUAUAAAUAAUCUAGUUCCAGGAUAUCUUUUUAAUCAUUUUAAUUUGUCUACAAACAGAUAUAUUAGAUCAGCACCCCAAAACUCUGUCAAGGUACCCAAACACCGUACCACAUUUUAUCCCAAACACCUUUUGGUACAAGGGAGCCAGAUUUGGAAUAAUUUACCGGUUGAAGUACGACUCUAUUCCUCCUUGACAAAAAACAUUAAGAAUGCGGUUUAAUUGUCUUUUAUUUUUACUAUUAUAUUUUUUAGAUACAGCUUUGAUUUGUUUUAUUUUCGCUAUAUUAGCGUGU
Messenger RNA from Mizuhopecten yessoensis (Yesso scallop), 5413 nucleotides. RefSeq lists its product as uncharacterized. The coding region runs from base 118 to 2121 and encodes 667 amino acids. The record is from RefSeq and is a predicted model, not a curated record. Gene Ontology annotation, cellular component: chromatin; nucleoplasm. Lineage: Eukaryota; Metazoa; Mollusca; Bivalvia; Pectinida; Pectinidae. Gene Ontology annotation, molecular function: ubiquitin-protein transferase activity. Gene Ontology annotation, biological process: positive regulation of DNA-templated transcription. The transcript has 2 exons.